Messenger RNA from Penicillium malachiteum, 822 nucleotides. Its product is annotated as WD40 repeat domain-containing protein. Gene Ontology annotation, molecular function: protein binding. NCBI's taxonomy places the organism in Eukaryota, Fungi, Ascomycota, Eurotiomycetes, Eurotiales, Aspergillaceae. The record is from RefSeq and is a predicted model, not a curated record. Bases 1 to 822 code for a protein of 273 amino acids. The transcript has 2 exons.
AUGGAGAGCAGUGGGCAAGCAGGCUUUCGUCGACGUGUAAAAGAACGGCUGAAACACCCUUUCAAGUCCCCUGAAUCCAAGCUCCAGGAUACAUCCGCCCCGAAGAACAUCUGUGACAUGCAGUGUACUCUACAUCAAAAGUUUGAGCAUGAAAAUCAAGUAAAGACAGUGGUCUUCUCCCUGGAUGGCCAUUUAGUGGCAUCAGGCUCAUGGGAUAACACAGUUUGUCUCUGGAACACCAUUACAGGCACCCAGAAAAGGCUUAAGCAUCAUCGUAACCCUAAUACAGUGGUCUUCUCUCCAGAUGGUCACUUACCGGCAUCAAGCUCAAACGAUAAAACAAUCUAUCUCUGGGACACUGUUACAGGCACCCAGCAACAGAGGCUUAAGGGCCAUAAAGGUACGGUCCAAGAAGUGGUCUUCUCCCCAGAUGGCCGUUUAUUGGCGUCGUGCUCAGAUGAUAAAAUAGUACGCCUCUGGGACACCGUCACAGGCACCGUGCAACAAAAGCUUGAGGGCCAUAGAUUUUCGGUCAGCGCAGUGGCGUUCUCCCCAGAUGGCCGUUUAGUGGCAUCAGGCUCACACGGCGACGUAGUGCGCCUCUGGGACAUCGCCACGGGCUCAUUGAAACAAAUCAUGCAUUUCAAGAACACCAUUUACAGUCUCAAAUCUUCCGAGGACGGUUUCUAUCUACAUAGCAACCGUGGCUCCAUACCCAUUAACUCCCCCCUCGACCUGCCCAUCCAUAUGUCAACAUCCAGGCAUAACCAAGUGUCUAAAGAGGGUGAAUGGAUCGUGAUGGACGGUGAGAAUGUGUUAUGA